This is a messenger RNA of Fukomys damarensis (Damara mole-rat), 1170 nucleotides long. It is a transcript of the gene Rpl10l, whose product is annotated as ribosomal protein L10 like. NCBI's taxonomy places the organism in Eukaryota, Metazoa, Chordata, Mammalia, Rodentia, Bathyergidae. Gene Ontology annotation, biological process: ribosomal large subunit assembly; translation. Gene Ontology annotation, molecular function: structural constituent of ribosome. Gene Ontology annotation, cellular component: ribosome; cytosolic large ribosomal subunit. The record is from RefSeq and is a predicted model, not a curated record. The coding region runs from base 401 to 1045 and encodes 214 amino acids. The transcript has a single exon.
AAAAAUAAUAUAUAGAAUUGGAGGGAAAUUUCUUAAACUGCAGAAGAUUUUUUCUGUAAGACAAAGCCAAAGGUCAACAUCCCAAGCCCAACAUGGAAGCAAGAAAUGGGUUCUAUGACAUUGCAGAGAGGCCACACUGUAGUCAGCAAGUGAUGGCUUCUGUGACGUUGUAGACAGGCCACAUUCCUCAGCCAGCUUCCUGUGGACGCCCACACUGGCCUCCAUCUUGGUGCGGCUGGUUGCGCAGGCGCAGAGUUCCUCUUCACGUAAAAUUGAGCGGUCUUGUCUUUGGCGGUCGCCAAACUCUAUGGUUUCUGCAAAGAAUGAUGGGUAACGGAUAUAAGGUGCGGUUUGCGCGGACGCGUCCCUGAAACGAACGGCUGAGGUUCUGGUUGCUGCUAUGGGUCGCCGUCCUGCUCGCUGUUACCGUUACUGUAAGAACAAGCCCUACCCGAAGUCUCGUUUCUGCCGAGGUGUCCCUAAUGCGAAGAUUCACAUCUUUGACCUGGGUCGGAAGAAGGCUAAAGUGGACGAGUUCCCACUGUGUGCCCACAUGGUGUCGGCUGAAUACGAGCAGCUCUCGUCGGAGGCCCUGGAGGCCGCCCGUAUCUGUGCCAACAAGUACAUGGUGAAAACCUGCGGCAAAGACGGCUUUCACAUCCGAGUACGGCUCCAUCCCUUCCACGUCAUCCGCAUCAACAAGAUGUUGUCCUGUGCUGGGGCUGACAGGCUGCAGACGGGUAUGCGAGGUGCCUUUGGGAAGCCCCAGGGAACUGUGGCCAGGGUUCAUAUUGGCCAAGUCAUCAUGUCCAUCCGCACCAAGCCUCUGAACAAGAAGCACGUGAUUGAAGCUCUACGCAGGGCCAAGUUCAAGUUCCCGGGACGCCAGAAAAUCCAUAUCUCCAAGAAGUGGGGCUUUACCAAGUUUAAUGCUGAUGAAUUUGAAGAGAAGAUGGCUGUGAAGCGCCUCCUCCCGGAUGGUUGUGGGGUCAAGUACGUCCCCAAUCACGGCCGGUUGGACAAAUGGCUGGCACUGUGCUCGUGAAAGUUCUCCUGGACCGUGGUUCCCUGAAUCAUAAGUCUGACUUAAACUUGCCAAUAAAUUCUGUUUACUGGCAAAAACAAAACAAAAUUUAAAAAUUUAUAAAAAGUUACCCAGUUUUAGAAAUA